Messenger RNA from Zerene cesonia (dogface butterfly), 3616 nucleotides. Its product is annotated as tumor protein p63-regulated gene 1-like protein. Gene Ontology annotation, cellular component: cytoplasm. The record is from RefSeq and is a predicted model, not a curated record. Lineage: Eukaryota; Metazoa; Arthropoda; Insecta; Lepidoptera; Pieridae. Bases 1 to 1059 code for a protein of 352 amino acids. The transcript is spliced from 6 exons.
AUGGGAGAUCUUUUAGAAGAUGAUGUGGAAUUCCGUGGAGGUACGCUGGAACUUUCUACUGAAAAUGGUGGUGCAGGAAAUCCGGAAAAUAGAAGCAAAGGUGUGACGCCAAGUCAUAAUAAAAUAAAAACUCCAUUAAACGCAAAUCCAUCCGUGUUAUCUGGUGCUGAUUCUCUAUCUUCUUCGGCAUCUUCGUUUGCAGAUGCAAGACAGGAUCAAAGCACGUCAAAUAAUGAGAAUGCACCACAACAAGCUCACACUGUGUACCCAAGAUAUGAUGUUCCCUUUGACAAGGAUAAUAUUAAGGACUUCUUUACAUUCCGCAGGGGUGUUGUGGAAAAUGCUAUACAGGAAUGCAUUACUGCUUUAUUGUUUCCCGAAGAUGGGGAAUAUCUGGGGUCUUGGCUGUUGACCGAAAUCACACUUUGGGACAACGAAAAAGAGAGGAUUGUCCUAUUAACAUCACGGCUAGUAAUGACAAUAAAGUAUGAUUUCAUUGCGAUGAAGCAACUGGACUUUCGGAAGACAUACCUAGAUGAUUUAGACACUGUUGUUAUUGGAGAAUUAGUGUAUCCACCAUCAUCUUUAGUUCCUCGUCUUAACGGUUUCGCGACGGGCGUGACUACCGUGGUCAAAGACUGCGUGAUAGACCGCCUCUGCCGCAGGCCCGCCGCCGCCGACGACAGCGCUAAACCGUUCGAUCCCAAAUACUUUGAACCUAGGGAGCGUAACCUCCGCGGGGUCCGUAUGAUGUGGAAUAAGGGGGAGCCGCUGCCUCUGAAGACGGUGUGGAACCCGUUCAGCCAAGAUGUGCCAUUUAUCACUUUCGCUUCACACCCUAUAUAUUGGCAUAAAGACGGUGGCGCGGAAGAGAGAUCCACCUACGACAUGGAGACCUUCGCCCAAAAGCUGCAGCGGGCCAUAGAGGGCAUGCCGUCGAGCUCGUGCUGCAUCCACCACUCGCCCAUUGUGAUACAGAGCUACCUCGGCAUCACGUCACUGCUACACAAUAAGACGAGCAUGGGCUUUUUCAAAGUGCGAGGGAAGUUCAGCUUCUAGGUCGUUUUCGUCAGUUUUGAGGGUAGUCAGCGGUUGCGUUUUGUUUAACUGAGCUGGUGGUUCGGUGAUGGUAAGCGAUCACUACCGCCCAUGAACGCCCCUUCACACACACUCUGCCAAUGUGUUGCUCACACUUAAGGGGUUAAGGAUAAGGAAAGGAUAGACAAUGGGAAUUUAGGAAUGAACUGGGAAGAGGCGUGUUUAUUGUUGCCAUAUAUAUAUAUUUUGUGGGAUGGUUAUAGAUACAUUUUGUACAGAUAGACCUUCGAUUAGGGGCACUUCGUAUGGGCCUUAAUCGUGAAUUUGUCUCGGGGCCUCCAACUCAUGUCAUGGUCAUGUCAGGUCAAGUGUUGUUAUAUGUUAUGAUUGAUGAAAUUCACAUUAAAAAUAAAAAAGUGGUGGCUCAGUGCUCAGUGGACCUCGGACUUUAAGUCGGGGGUUCGAGACCAGGUGAGCGGUGAGAAAUGAGGUGCUGGAAAAUAAAUUUUUCAAUUUAUCUGCGCAUGUGGAUAACAUCACCACUGCUCGAAACGAUGAAGGAAAAUAUCGUGAGGAAACCGAUAUGUCCGAGAAUUAAAAGUGAGACGACAUGUGACAUCUGCCAACCCGCACUUGGCCAGCGUGGUGGAUUAUGGCCUGAUAGAUAGAAGGCCUGUGUCCCAGCAGUGGGAACAUAUAUGGGCUGAUGAUGAUAUCGAUUACAUAGAAUGAUGUAUUAAAACCGUUGCGUUGAAUCGAAAAAGGUACAAACUUCUAGGAAAUGUGUUAGAGUUGGCUUGGACACCAAAAAAAAAAAAAUUUUUAAAUAUUACCGCAAAAAUUUUUCAAAGUUUAAAUUUAGUAAGGAAUAGAAGGGGAUUGGAGGUUAUACCGUUCUCUAGCUGUUAGAUUUGCGAUAUAUUCAUUAUAAAUUACGUACUUGCAUCGUAUGUGUUUUUUAAGAUCGUUGAUUUUAGUUGUAAAUUUAAUUAAUGUGUGUAACAUAUUUUUCUCGCUAUUUCGCAUUUGAGAUAUAAAACAUUCUUAAAACAUAGUUCAUAUUACUAGCUAAUUGAAUGCGCCUUAUGUAUGUAUGUCUUCAUAAGAUUUUUAUUUUUUUAUAAAAUCGUAGCGUUUUCUUUUCUCCAUAGGGAUAUUUGUUUAUUCUUAUUUAAAAAUACUGGUGAGAAAAUGCUCAAAAUAUUACGUAAGAUUGUCAUAUGUAUUAAAUUUAAAAUAUCUAUUUAUUUUACUUGAUAAUUAUAUUUAUUAUCUGUGAUAUUGGGUUAUUGGGCACCUGUUCUAUGAUUGAAAUUAUUUGUUUUUUGAGUGAGAAAUUUUAUAUAGUGAAUGUGUAUCAUUUAAUAUUUAACUUGUUUUGUUCAUGUCACAGUUAAAGCCUGCUUUUCGUCGGAACGCGUUUUUCCUAGUUAGAACUUGUGUUAAAACUAGUUUUAGUUAAAUUGAAUGUUAGUUAAAUCAAAACUUCAUAGUUCUUAUUGUGAAAACGUCUUUUAAAAGCGAGUCAGUUAGGUGUAUGGGUUUUAUUUGGUAUAUGGUAAAGAGACAUAAUAAACGGAAAUUUUAAACAUUUAUGUUUUUAGUGUAAGAAUAUAUUCUUAAUAUUUUUUUUCUUUAAUGAUAAGAAAAACAAGUAGUAGUAUGGUAGAUUGUUAUUGCUAGUUAGUUUUAACAAAAGUGACAAAUAAGCUAUGUCUAGGGAAAACGCAAUCUGACGAAAAACAAAUUUUAACGGUAGCAUUUAUAACGAAAUAAAUAUUUAAAAAUGUUAUUAAAUCGUAUGUCAGUUAUCUUAAAUAUGUGUUAGUUACUGUAGCAACUCAAUCAAUCAAUUUUAUUAUGAUUGAUUUAUAAUUACAAAUGAGAUUAGUAAAUAUUUGUCUAAUGAUUAAAUAUAUAUUUUUAUUAAUAGUUAAGUACUAAUUGAGUAGUACAAAUUUAGAUCAGAUAUUAUGUUUUGUGUAAUUUAAAUUACAACAAACGUAUAAUAUAGCAUUUUAUGUACAUAUUUUUUUUGUUAUCAAGUACAAAAUUCAGAUGAUAGUACUGUUUAAAAUAAUUUUCAUUGUAAAGUUAUAUAUAAUAUCGAUGUUAAUAAUAUAUUUCAAUUGCGUGAUAAUAUUGUUAUAAACUAAAGUAUAUAUGAAUGAAUUAAUGGAUGAAUAUCAUAUAGUGUUGCUAGAUGUAUUAAAAAGAGAUAUUCACUUUACUGUUGUACCAUAUAAAGUAAAGUAGCUUUCGUAUAAUUAUUGUAAAUCUAAUGUUAUAAAUCAAGUAAAAUAUUCCUUAUCAAUAAUUACGAUUGAAUGCUUAUAUAUAUAAUAUGUAAUAACAAAACAAUAAGCUAGAUAAAAUUCUGUAUAUUUAUAAUCGUAGUUAUUACCAAGAAAUGCAAUCAAUCGUAAAAACCCGAAUGAUAAUAAGUGUUGGUGUCACAUUUAAUUGUUUAUAUGAAAUAACAAUUAUUAUUAAACUAAAAUGUUUACGUUUACGUUUUGAAUUAAUGUUGAUAUUAUUUUGAUACCUACAAAAUUUUCAAAUCUAUAAAACAAUAUUA